GUGAGUGACCUCCUGCCCAGGGCUUGUUUUACAGUCACUGAGAUGCGCUUACUGUUAUUUCAAAGAUCUGGCAACUGUUAGACAAGAGUAAACAGAGGGUGAUGAAGAGGGUACAACAGGACACCACACCUUCUCAUGCAGAUAGAGAAACUCAGUCUGGACAGAGAAUGCUGUUCACAGGACCAGAUGGCAUUGGAGAUUUCCGUCCCAGAUUGGACUAUUUCCCCCGCAGCAUUGGAAUCGGCCCGUUAUCUCCAGACGCCACGAGUGAUCUCAACUACCUCUUCCGGCCUGCAGCUGACGCGAGCCCGUCGUUACCGAAACACCGCUGCACCGGAGAAGUGGGCUGGGGUCUGCAGUACUCCACUGCACUCAAUAGGCGGACUGUCAUCAACAACAAACAAUAUGAGCCUUCAAUCAGCUGUGCAGGACGGAGCAACUCCCAGCCCAUUGUGAGCAAACACACACCAGUAACCACAGAGGGAAGGGUUAGAUUACCACCAGCUCCCCCUAUUACUCUAGAUGGUGAUGAGUUUCACUGGCAGGAAAUGGCUAGAGUGGAUGGAGAGAAAGCUUUUCUCCUCUAGUAAUCAAUAAUUCAGUGCUUGCACACAGGCACAUUCAGCCCCGGUUUCGGGACAAACAACUGACCUGCAGGAGGCUUGGAACCACAGCACACAUAAUACUUACAGCAAAGACGACAACAAACAGAUCCCACUUAAUGAAGUGAGAUAUAAACAAAUGAUACACAUUCUGGGAUGCCCGAUUGUAAUAUGAACAAUAAACUAAAAUUCAGUGUCUGAAUGUCUAAUCUCACCAUUCUCUCAUUUUUCUUCUCUCCCUGUCUGCAGUAAAGACAGUCAAUGAAAAAGCACUUCCAGACACAUACGUUUUCUCUAGAAAUUGAUACGAGGGCUAAGUCAAAUGAUUGUUGAAAGCUGCUUUGUGAUCAUUGAAUAAUUUAUUAUUCAUGCAUCUUGCAUGUUUGCAUCUUUCUUUGCUGUACUGUUCAUUUCUUGGUUCAUUAAAUCUCCUUGAUAUGA
Megalobrama amblycephala (Wuchang bream) is the source of this 1043-nucleotide messenger RNA. RefSeq lists its product as uncharacterized. NCBI's taxonomy places the organism in Eukaryota, Metazoa, Chordata, Actinopteri, Cypriniformes, Xenocyprididae. The transcript is spliced from 3 exons. The record is from RefSeq and is a predicted model, not a curated record. Bases 102 to 587 code for a protein of 161 amino acids.